Gavialis gangeticus (Gharial) is the source of this 2334-nucleotide messenger RNA. Its product is annotated as intestinal-type alkaline phosphatase-like. Gene Ontology annotation, molecular function: alkaline phosphatase activity. The record is from RefSeq and is a predicted model, not a curated record. NCBI's taxonomy places the organism in Eukaryota, Metazoa, Chordata, Crocodylia, Gavialidae. Gene Ontology annotation, cellular component: plasma membrane. Gene Ontology annotation, biological process: dephosphorylation.
CUUAGCCCCCAAGUCUCCCCACCAUAAAGCCCCCAGGUGAGCUGAUGAGUUACAGAGCUCACCCCCUUAUCAGCGGGGCCAAGCCCUUUAUUGCCUCUCUCGGUGGGUGGUUGAUCCGUAGCCAGGCCGCUCCGGGCAGUACCUGCUGUCCCUCACAUCCCACUCGGCUCUGCUCCCUGGUGUCCACGCAAGCAUUUGUUCCUGGGGGAGAGCGGGGGCAGGGGGGUGGCAUCUCUUUCAUUCAGGCUCAUUGAAGUGCUGCGAUCCGGUGUUAGUAAAGCCGAGGAUGCUGCGGCCCCCAAGGUGAGGCCGAGUGGGAGGGAGAGGCACGUCGCACGGGGAAUUGGCUGGAGCCCUUUCUAGAGCAAGGGAUGAUUCAGUGCAAAGCUAUGAGCCGUGCAAUCUUGGGAGCCCGGCAUGGGGUGAGUCCAGCCCUGGCUGGUGCCGUUUCUUUGAAUGUUAUCAGCGACUCCUCACCUCUGCAGCAGGACUUCACCCCUCGGACACAUUUGGCAACAUGCCUCUAGGUCCAAAGGUGAGAGGAAGAGCCCUUAAAAGAGCUGGCCCCUGUUCUUUCGGACAGAGACGGUGAGAGGCAUGUCCAGCCCGGGAUCCCCAGCCCAGCUGCAAAAUGCAACAUCUGGGCAGGCUGUGGACUUGGUCCUGCAUCUGCUUCGCCAUCCACCUGGCCACCGCGGCUGCAUCCGUAGAGGACGAGAAGACCCCGGGCUACUGGAACCGGCGAGCCCAGAGGACGCUGGAGGCAGCCUUGGCCCUGACGCCCGUGACGCACCACGCCAAGAACAUUGUCCUCUUCAUGGGCGACGGGAUGGGCAUCUCCACCGUCACGGCCGCCCGCAUCUACAAGGGGCAGCUGGAGGGCGGGCCCGGCGAGGACAGCUUGCUGGCCAUGGAGACCUUCCCCUACCUGGCUCUCUCCAAGACAUACUCCGUCGACCGGCAGGUGCCCGACAGCGCCAGCACGGGCACCGCCUACUUGUGUGGGGUGAAAGCCAAUGCCAAGACCCUGGGGGUGAGCGCCGCGGCCCAACACGGCAAGUGCAGCACCACCUUCGGCAACGAGGUGGACUCCGUGCUGCACCGGGCCAGGCGAGCGGGCAAAUCCGUGGGCAUUGUGACUAGCACCCGUGUGCAACACGCCUCGCCCGCGGCUGCCUACGCCCACACAGUCAGCCGGACCUGGUACAGCGAUGCCAGCCUGCCCAAGGAGGCCGUGCGGCAGGGCUGCCGGGACAUUGCCUACCAGCUGGUGCACAACACGGACAUCAAUGUGAUUCUCGGUGGUGGGCGGAUGUACAUGAUGCCCAGGGGGACGCCAGACCCUGAGUACCCACAGGACCCGAAGCAGAACGGGGCGAGGAAGGACGGGGUCCACCUGAUCCAGACAUGGCUCAGCACCAGGAAGGGGGCCAGGUACAUCUGGGAUAAGAAGGGCCUGGACUCCGUUGAUGAGAUGUCCACCGACUACCUCAUGGGCCUCUUUGAGCCCAAGGACAUGAAGUACGAGCUGAACCGCAACACGUCCACAGACCCCUCCCUCGUGGAGAUGACGGAGAAGGCCAUCCGCAUCCUGCGCCGCAACCCCCGUGGCUUCUUCCUCUUCGUGGAAGGAGGCAAGAUUGACCACGGGCACCACAGCAGCAAGGCCAAGCAGGCCCUGACUGAAGCCAUCAUGCUGGACCAGGCAGUGGCCAAGGCCGCGGAGCUGACCGACGCCACUGAGACCCUCACCGUGGUGACGGCUGACCACUCGCACGUCUUCAGCUUUGGUGGCAACACGCCGCGUGGCAACAGGAUGCUCGGACUGGCACCCAAGAAGGCCAGGGACAAGCGGCCGUACACCAGCAUCCUGUAUGGCAACGGGCCCGGUUAUGCCGUCAAGAACGGGAGUCGCCCUGACAUCAGCCUCACGGCCAUCGAGGACAAAGACUACCGGCAGCAGGCAGCCGUGCCCCUGGACUCCGAGACCCAUGCCGGCGAGGACGUGGCCGUCAUGGCCAAGGGCCCCAUGGCCCACCUCUUCCACGGCAUCCAGGAGCAGAACUACAUCGCCCAUGCCAUGGCCUACGCGGGAUGCCUCAAGCCCUACCAUGCAGGUCCCGAGUGCCUGGCGCCCAGCGGGAGAUCCGGCAGCCCGGGUCUCUCCCCCUUCCUCCCGCCCAGCCUCCUCGCCCUGGCCGCAGCCUCCCGCCUGCUGGGGGUCUAAGAGCAGGUCCCACCAGCCCCACCGGGACCCCUGGGACCUGGACCCCGGGUGGAACCAAGUGUCCUCAGGCCCUGCCGUGUAUAUAAUUUUGUAAUAAAGCCCCUGCU